Messenger RNA from Pelecanus crispus (Dalmatian pelican), 1771 nucleotides. RefSeq names its product glycerophosphodiester phosphodiesterase domain containing 4 (gene GDPD4). Gene Ontology annotation, cellular component: membrane. The record is from RefSeq and is a predicted model, not a curated record. Gene Ontology annotation, biological process: lipid metabolic process. Lineage: Eukaryota; Metazoa; Chordata; Aves; Pelecaniformes; Pelecanidae. Gene Ontology annotation, molecular function: glycerophosphodiester phosphodiesterase activity.
AGGAGAAAGAUGAGAUAAAGCCACUCAGAUGGAGGCCAGCGCCACCAGCCUCAAGAGGCUCAAGUUUGGGAAGCUGAAGGUGGUACGUCGGCACUUGCUACAGAGAUAUGAGCACCAGCCCUUCAUCUCCUGCCUGGCUGGUUUCUACAGCUGCCGGUGGAAGCGGUACCAGCGCGGAAGGACUGAGCCUGGGAAAUGCUGCUGCAAGACGCGGGAAUGCAUGUUUUUCCCACUGCUUGUUGGAGCUUUCUGCUUUUCUCUGGUCUUUCUGUACAUGUGGGGUGAAGCAAAAAAUGACUACAAUAACUUUGACUGGUAUAACUAUGGGAACCUGGGCUUCUGGUUUCUCUGGUCUCUUGUUCUCCUGAUUGUGGCUGCAAUCUUGUUCGUAUACAUCACACUGUUAUUGGUCCUAGCGAUGUGUUUGCUUGCAGAGGGUCAGCAGCUGUACCUACACUGGAGUCACAAGAUAGGGACUUUUAUUGUCCUGGGCUUCUCUAUUACAGCCCUCUUCAUAUUAUCAGUACUCUGGGGAGAUCAAUGGAAAACUGUCCGCCUGUCAUUCCAGGUCACAGCUCCUUAUCUCCACAUAGGGGCAAUAACCAUCAUGGUCCUUCUGUCCUGGCCUGUGGCUCUUCAUGCCAUCAGAGCAGAUAAGAAAGUUGUUCAGGUGAUAAUUGUUGGUCCAUACCUGGCUAUCCUUCUCUUUCUUUUCUUGAUACCUCUGGGGAUGUACUCUCCUUGCAUCAGAGAGAUGGGGACACUUGGACCAAAGCCAGCCCUCAUUGGACACCGUGGAGCACCAAUGCUGGCACCAGAAAACACUGAGAUGUCAUUUCAGAAGACAAUUGAACAUGGUGGGGAUGGUCUUGAAACAGAUGUCACCAUUAGCUAUGAUGGGGUUCCUUUCCUCAUGCAUGACAGCACCUUGAGGAGGACAACUAACAUCAAAGAGGUCUACCCCAAUGACACUGGUCAAAAUGCUGCGUUAUUCUCCUGGGAUACCCUGCAGGAGUUGAAUGCUGGAACAUGGUUCCUUAAGGACAAACCAUUUUCAUGCAUGGGCUCACUGUCAAGGGCAGAUCAAAACCAGGCAAUGAAUCAGUCAAUUUACAAGCUAAGUAAUUUCUUGCGCCUCGCAGACAGUCAGAAUAAACUUGUGAUAUUUGAUCUCUACCGCCCUCCAGAGAAACAUCCUUACAGGAACUCGUGGAUCAACAGAACCCUGGAAGUCAUCCUCAAUGAGUCAGGGAUUAGACCCCAUCUGGUCCUAUGGCUGGAGAAUGACAUGAGGUCCUUUGUUCAGUCUGUUGCUCCUGGGUUUCAGCAGACAUUGGGCAGUAAGGCCCCAGUUGAAGACCUGUCGAUGGGCAAUAUUGUCAAACUCAAUCUGGCCUACACUGAAAUGUCCAGUGAAGAUAUCCGGAAAUAUGCUGAGGCAAACAUCACCACCAACCUCUACGUGGUCAAUGAGCCGUGGCUUUUCUCCCUGGCAUGGUGUUCUGGGGCACACUCUGUGACCACCAAUGCCGUCCACACGCUGAAGAAUCUCAGCCAGCCACUCUUUCUCAUGACUCCACAGCAGUACAACAUGAUGUGGAUCCUGACAGAUCUGACCUCUGUGCUCCUCAUCUCACUCAUCUUUGCUCUGCACUGGUGGCGAGAGCGGAGUUUUUCCUGCUGUGCCCAUGAUGGUGGCCCAAUGCUGGAGAGUGGCACCUACAACAAGUUCAGGACAGAGCUCAGCGACAUGCCUGUUGUCACGGCCUGA